AUGCCGCUUUUUGAGAUAGUCGGAGUCACUUCGACCGAAAAGACAUUCAACGUUGUUUUUGCCUGGCUCAGUAACGAAAAGGAAGACAACUUUAUAUGGGCUCUGCAACAACUGCGUUGUCUGUUAAGGCGUGAAGCAAAUUUGCCGAAGAUUAUCUUGACGGAUAGAGAUUUGGCAUUGAUGAAUGCUAUUCUGGCUGUGUUUCCAGAAGCGGCAGCGUUGGUUUGUCGGUUCCAUGGUACGAAGAAUGUGAGGACCAAGGCAGCCGAGCUGGUCAAGGUGAGGGAUGGUGAAAAGGUCAAGGCGUUGGACAUGAGGGAAAAAGUCUGUUCGGCUUUUGCGGAUGUGUUAGAUUCGUGUACCGAGGCCGAGUAUACUGAAAAUGUUAUGACUUUUAGGAAGUUAUGUGAGAGGUGGCCAAAAUUUGUGCAGUACGUUGAAGAGACAAUUUUGGACACCGACAAAGAGAGGGUUGUGAGUGCGUGGGUGGACAAGUAUAUGCACAUGGGCAACCAUACCACAAAUAGAGCCGAAAGCGCCCACGAUGUCUUGAAAGGUUACUUGACCGACGGUCUCAGUGAUUUGGUGAAGGGUUGGGAAUCGAUACACAGAAUGUUAGGCAAUCAAUUCACCCAAUUACAAACUGAAUUUGGCCACAACAUGUCUGUUUAUGGACACACAUACCGGGAUCAAACUCUUUACUCAACUUUGAUGUUUAAUGUCUCUAGAUGUGCAUUGAAAUAUAUUCACACUGAAUCAAAAAGAGUUGAGUUUACUGGUAUGGGUAGCAUGAAGUGUAGUUGUCUAAUGAGGACUAACUAUGGGCUGCCAUGUGCGUGUUUGAUUGCCAAGAAACUGCUACACAAUAAGCCCAUUAGACUUGAUGAGGUGUAUAAACAUUGGAAGAUAAUGUGUUUCCAAGAUGAAGAAGUUGGUGGCGACGUCGAGGACGAUUAUGCGUGCACGGCAGAGUGGCAAGCAAUUCAGGAACGAUUAAGGACAGCUGAUGUAAGCAUGAAAAAUGAGAUCCGAGAUCAACUCCGCAAGAUUGCGUUUCCUGUAAUCACCGAUGUGGAGCCUCUGACCACAAAUGUAAAAUCAAAAGGGGCUAAAAAGAAAAAGGUGGUCCGUGGAACAAGAUCCACCAGCAGAGAUAAGUCUCAAUGGGAGCAUGUUGAAGAAUAUUUCACGGAGACACAAGCUUCGCAAUCAUCAAAGCCGUCUCCGUCAAUUUCGUCCCACUCAAGGCCAUCAUCAUCACAACCUAUCGCAUCAAACCCUAUGCCUACGGUGUUUGAAGCUCCUCCUACUGUGUCCAACCCAUUGCCUCUAACCUCAUCUCAAAUUUUUGGCAUUAACCACAUGCCAAAAUUCAUGCAUCCCUUCAUUGAAGAUAUCACCAAUGUGGACGGUGACGGCUAUUGUGGGUACCGUGCCGUUGCAUUGGCUCAGAGAGGCAACCAAGAGGAUUUUGAGCUAAUAUGGUGCAGCAUGAGCAGGGAGUUGAGAUUGAAUAAGGAUAUGUAUGUUGCUAUUUUUGGUUGCGAGAAGCGUUACCAAUAUAUUUGUGAUGCACUACUCCCACCCCCGAGGACGAGACAACGUAAUAGUAAUAGGAAUAGUGUUGCACCGAGGGAUAAAUGGUUCACAUUGCCGAAUAUGGGACAUGUCGUGGCCACCAUCUUGGAUAGAGUAGUUGUUCAGCUCUCCAUACUUCAAAACGGACCUGGUGAAACCUUUUUCCCAUUGCUUUCCGUUCCGGCACCAAACCCGUCUUCAAAGGUUAUUUGCCUUGGCGCGUUACCGGAUCACUAUGUUUUGGUAAAGCUGAAAGUUGGAUGUCCGAUACCCAAAUCAAACAAAUCGUGGAAGCAAUAUUGUGCUAAACAAAGUUUGGGUUGGGAAGAUUCAUUCAUAGCUGCGCAACAUAGGUUCGAGGAGAUGAUGAGCACCGAGAACGUUGUCCCCAUCAAAACAGUUGGUGCAGGCAGUAGAGAAACUCCAUUGGUGAUUGACUGA
Messenger RNA from Trifolium pratense (red clover), 2019 nucleotides. RefSeq lists its product as uncharacterized. The transcript is spliced from 2 exons. Bases 1 to 2019 code for a protein of 672 amino acids. The record is from RefSeq and is a predicted model, not a curated record. Lineage: Eukaryota; Viridiplantae; Streptophyta; Magnoliopsida; Fabales; Fabaceae.